This is a messenger RNA of Linum trigynum, 2127 nucleotides long. The record is from the annotation of a GenBank genome assembly. NCBI's taxonomy places the organism in Eukaryota, Viridiplantae, Streptophyta, Magnoliopsida, Malpighiales, Linaceae.
GCUAACGAAACUAAACCGGUUUACAACCUUGGUUAAAAGAACCACAUUAAAAAACCAACGCUAGCAACUAGCAAGGAGCCGCAUUUCCCCCUUCUCUUAGGUCGCAAGUCUCUUCCUCAGCAGACGCCAGACGAAGCCCUAACACAAAGUCUCGUAACAGUAAGCCCAUGAAACUUGAAAACCCCAGAAAAACCCUAGAGAAACAAAACGUUGAAAUUUCUUCUAAUCAUUCUCAAUAUCUCUUCUUUCUACGUAGAGCCAAAAGGCAGGAAGCCGAAAGCUUUUCAAGACGGCAAAAAUGGAGGCGGAUACAGUAGUCAACAACGUCAUCUGCCAAUUCACUGACCCUGAAGGGAACUCUCUUGGACCUCCUCUGUACCUGCCACAGAACGCUGGCCCUCCUCAGCUUCAACAAAUCGUUAACGAGCUUCUAAAGAAUGAAGAGAAGCUCCCAUAUGCUUUUUACAUAUCAAACCAGGAGCUUGUGGUGGCUCUUGAAACCUACUUAGAAAAAAACAAAGUUUCUGUGGAGAAGGUACUGCCCAUAGUUUACCAGCCGCAAGCUGUCUUCAGAAUUCGUCCAGUUAAUCGUUGUUCGGCUACCAUUGCUGGCCACUCUGAAGCUGUACUUUCAGUCGCCUUCAGUCCCGAUGGACGGUAUUUGGCUAGUGGCUCUGGAGAUACCACUGUCCGCCUUUGGGAUCUUAAUACUCAGACCCCUAUGUUUACUUGCACAGGACACAAGAACUGGGUUCUCUGCAUUGCAUGGUCACCUGAUGGUAAGCAUCUUGUAAGUGGGAGCAAGGCUGGAGAGCUUCAGUGUUGGGAUCCUCGAACAGGAAAGCCAUCAGGCAAUCCACUUUCGGGCCACAAGAAAUGGAUUACUGGCAUCUCCUGGGAACCAUUGCACUUGAACUCUCCAUGCUCUCGGUUUGUUACUGCUAGCAAAGAUGGUGAUGCACGGAUAUGGGAUACAACAUUGCAUAGAAGUGUUAUCUGUCUUAGUGGACACAAGCUUGCUGUGACUUGCGUAAAGUGGGGUGGAGAUGGAAUAAUUUAUACUGGCUCCCAGGACUGUACUAUCAAAAUGUGGGAAACUACCCAAGGGAAGCUAAUUCGCGAGCUGAAGGGUCAUGGCCAUUGGGUUAACUCACUUGCAUUGAGUACCGAAUAUGUGCUUCGAACAGGAGCUUAUGAUCAUACUGGGAGAACAUACUCGUCACCCGAGGAAAUGAAAAAGGUUGCUUUAGAAAGAUACAACAAAAUGAAAGGCAGCGCCUCUGAAAGGCUCGUCUCAGGUUCUGAUGAUUUCACCAUGUUCCUCUGGGAACCUGCUACUAGCAAACACCCUAAAACUCGUAUGACAGGUCAUCAACAGCUUGUAAAUCAUGUUUAUUUUUCACCUGAUGGCCAAUGGGUGGCUAGUGCAUCUUUCGACAAGUCUGUUAAGUUGUGGAACGGCAUCACCGGGCAAUUUGUUGCGUCUUUUAGAGGCCAUGUUGGUCCUGUUUAUCAAAUCAGCUGGUCUGCUGACAGUAGGCUUCUACUGAGCGGGAGCAAGGACUCGACGCUGAAGAUAUGGGAUAUACGCACCCGGAAGUUGAAGCAAGAUCUUCCAGGCCACGAGGAUGAGGUCUUUGCUGUUGAUUGGAGUCCCGAUGGUGAGAAAGUAGCUUCGGGAGGUAAGGACCGCGUACUGAAAUUAUGGAUGGGCUAGCAAUCGGAACACCCAAAACAAGCAAAAAGGCUGCAAACUUGACGUGGUUGAACGUUGAAGAUAGAGAAGUUAUAGUGAUCCCGCCUUUCAGUGGCUAGCAAUUUUGGGGGUCAGUGCAAGUUAUUGCCUUCAGCUAAUAGCUCGCGAACAAGCAAUCUCCGAAAACCACGAGUGGUGAGAGCUCUUUUCUCACUGGUGCUGCAGUAAAGCCAGUAGUGCAGCCAUUGCAGUGAUUUGCUGAUGUGUGAAAUCGUGUUUCUGGUAUUACUGUGUCAAGUGUCGUGUUUUUGGAGGCAAGUCACCUGACCUGAGUUCCCUCUUGCAUUAAGAUGAACAAGGCGAGAUGGAAAACCUGUUGAUACUUUUGUCUUUCGAGUUUGAUCUGUAGAUAAGAAAGGUGAUUGUGUAUC